Messenger RNA from Gongylonema pulchrum, 516 nucleotides. The record is from the annotation of a GenBank genome assembly. NCBI's taxonomy places the organism in Eukaryota, Metazoa, Nematoda, Chromadorea, Rhabditida, Gongylonematidae.
UUGGAUAUGGAACUGGAAGGUAUAAAACUGCGUGAUACGUUCUGCUAUAAUCGUAACGAGAAGCAGAUUACGCCGGAGAUUUUGGCCGAAACAAUGUGCGAUGAUUUGGAUUUACCUGCUGGAACAUUUCAAACUGCCAUCGCGCAAGCCAUACAUCAACAGAUUGAACGAGCACUGUUGAAGCUGAAUAUUCACGUCGGCAAUCAGUCACUUGUCGACCAAUUUGAAUGGGAUAUGAGUGAAGAAAAGAAUAAUCCAGAAUGGUUUGCGUCAAAACUAGCAGCUGAAUUGGGUCUUGGAGGAGAAUUUGUUGCUGCAAUAAGCUAUUCUAUUCGAGGACAGUUAUCCUGGAACCAAAAAACCUAUGCAUACAGAAAUCCGUCGGAUGCUGAUGCAUGGGGUCCGUUUCUGGAAACGCUUACAGAUGCGGAAAUUGAAAAGAAGAUGCGCGACCAGGAUCGUAAUACACGUCGCAUGCGACGUCUAGUAAAUGCAAAUCCUUAUGGUGGACUCUAA